Messenger RNA from Tricharina praecox, 2645 nucleotides. RefSeq lists its product as uncharacterized. Bases 103 to 2346 code for a protein of 747 amino acids. The transcript is spliced from 3 exons. The record is from RefSeq and is a predicted model, not a curated record. NCBI's taxonomy places the organism in Eukaryota, Fungi, Ascomycota, Pezizomycetes, Pezizales, Pyronemataceae.
UGAUCAUCCAUUGCCCCUCUAACUCUUCGCAGCUCCUCCUCACCACUCACCCACAUCCUCACAACCGGUGUUCUUUUUGGCGUUUACUGUCCCGUGUCGAGAAUGUCGACAUGCCUUAUCCCACCGUCUGCCUCUUCGGAGUGUCUAUUCUCAGCGAGCGUUCAUGCUGCAACAUCCAUCAGGUCGAUCGGUUCUUCCUCUUCAUACAGCAUUGAAGACUCGCUGAGAGACAUCGUCGGAACAGUCACCAUUUACAACCGGGAGCAAACCGAUCCCCAAACCCGCAGGAGUUCGACUCAAAUGAGUUCGAUCCAAAUUGUUGAGCAGCAGAGAUCAGACCCGUCUACCACAGCCACUGAGAUCCCAACCAUCGAAGAGCCGCCUCCUUCGUCCGCGGCUACUACUCCUCCUCCUCCCAGUCCGAAACCUCGACACACGGCCUCAGAGUUCCACCUUUGCGUCCGCGAACUCACAGAAGAUGCUGGCAAAAUGGUAACCGGCGGCCCACCAAGCCUGAUCGGAUUGUCACCACCGCAAUCGUCAGCCGCUGCUGCUGCCGAAAAACACAACCCCCAUGGCUUGCUCUCCACAAUAAUCGCGGCAUGCGCGCUCAGGGACGACAAACGGGCGAAAACGAAAGGCAAAGAGAAGGAGCGGAUUGAAAUCGAUGAUUCCCCCGCCCGCGGCAGCUCCAGUAGGCUGCGCUCGAGAGGCUAUAGACGCGCCGGAGGAUUCGUCAUGUCCUGGGCGAGGAGAGGCUCGAUCCGUACAACGAACUUAUCUGGUAGCACCCAGAGCGAGGACCUCCUGACAACGUCGACUUCGAAAGGCAUCAGUGAGGAGACAGUGCCAGAAAACCCAGAGCCGCUCCGUACGAUCAGCCCGUCGGAUAUGGUGAGGGUGACCUUCAGGAGUAGCUCAGGUGCUAAGAAAACCUGUUGGACUUCCUUGAAUGCGGUUGAUUCUUGGAUGAAAUUACUCGGGUUUAUCAAAUACGCUGGUAUGCCGGAGAUGUCACAUGCAGAAACCUACAUCAGGAAUCUGGCCAUUGAAGAUUGGUCACACUCACCAGUCACGGAAGAUAAAUGGCCGCCAACCUCUGAAAUGAGCUUCACUCAGGGCAUUCACCUUCAAGUGUCCUCUAACCAGCUACCAUCGAGACCUGGCAGGCUCUUCUCGGCAUUCACAAGUAGAAAGCAGAAACUCUCAGCAUUUGUUUCCGGGGUUUCGACGGAUAAAAGGAUCGGGAAUUGGGUCAGGGACUCAUCGGCAGCUCUAACGCAGGAAACACUCAGUGGAAAUGCUGUUUUCAAUAUUGCUGCCUCCAUUCCGCAUAGACUACAUCUAAGGAUCAAUAUCAAGUUGCUGGACGAUGCUCUUGUAUUCUCUUACGCCGAGUGUUUGGCCGUACACGAUGGCCCCGUAUCGGAUGAUAUUGUGCAAAAUGUGUCCUGGAAUAUGGAGACUGGAGACUCCUGGGAGUUUGUUAAUCCCGAGCCGUACAAGGUACUUGCGCGGGGCACAGAGACAUCGGCUCCGCUUCUGAGUUCUAGACACGAGGCUCGGUACGGGCUGAGGCAGUUUGUCUGGGAGUCUGUGGGAUAUAUGUUUGUUACGCUGGCAAAGUUCCGUGAUGCGGUACGAGAGAUUAUGAUGGGCCUUGGAUUUCUGGAACCCAAGAUCAAUGAAUACAUUAAUUACUGGUCGUCCAGAUUAGACGACCCGAAUGUCGAGUAUGUCGAAAUCAUAGUCCUCUACCAUCCUAGCAUCAUCCACGGCUCUUCGAUAACUGUUGAAAAAGUCGAAGGUAAUGAUGUGGAUUACGAAGUCGAGAUCACUCGACUGCUUCUCGGCUUCCGUGCGCUUCAAGGAGACCCUGACCUGGAGGAAGUCUCAAGCAUAUCCCCCGCGGCGAUGGUCCAGAUCCGGAGGAAUGCUACUCACAAAUUCCAUCUGUCGUCUCCUCAUAGCACUACUGGAACGGUGGAGGCCGUCAAGAUUUUCGAAGCCGGGGGGAUGAUAGUCAGCGACACAAAACCGGAACGGCAUCGGAUGAAGCAAUCUGCCUCUAACGACCGUCGCUGCUCCGAAAACGAUGAAACCACGUCUAUCGGCUCGGUCUUUGAGGAUCGAUACUGGAUCUGCUGCAAUCCGCGGAACUACGAGUCGCACGGAAAGGUUGGCGUACCAAUGACAUUCGGCAUCUGUGGGGAAUGUCCGCACGGCAGGUGCUCACAGUGUGUUGUCUCCGGAGGGUUGAAGAGGGGAAGCUUCGGUGGGCUGGCGGCCCAUACGGUUAAUCCUGUCGAAAAGUAUGCGGUCACCAUCAAGGAGCGCGAUGGUUGAGCGAUGAUACCACCGAGUCUGGUCAGGUGUAUGAUUGAUUCCAUGGUUCCAUGGGAGUGGUUCCAUGGGAGUUGGCUCUUUUGUUGAUGUACGAUAACUACUUAACUAUGGUGCUGCUGCGCUUGUUUGUGUACUGUGUACUGUGUACGUGUUUUUUCCGAGCCGGAAAAUUGGAGGGCGGGAAGGGAAGGGGGCCGUGUUGUUCUGUACCUGUACCCGUAGUACCCCGUAGUUUGCUCUACUGGUUGAUGGUGGAUUUGUUCUGAUGAGAGUGGGUUUGUUGGCUGGGUACCUAUUAG